CAUCGUUUUCUCCUUCAGUAAACUUAGCAGUACCCAAGUCGUCUCUUCGCCGCGCACGUACGCGUCCUCGCGGCGUAUAAUCCUUUCUUUUUCUUAUCACUUCCAAAUCCAAGUGUACAGAUCGGCCUUUUCGUGUGCAAGGGAACGCUAUAAGCCUAUCCGGAUCGGUUCUGCUCCGGCCGGCCAGCGGCGGAGGUUGAAAUCAAGAAAUUCCCAGCCGCACUAGAGGGAAAGCGCGGCUCUAGGGCUGCCGCCGCGCCGUAAGAGUCACCGCGGGCGCCUCAAUCACGCCUCCACCCCCACCCCACCUCACCCCCUCCUCCCGCCUCUCACGCGCGUCGCCGUUCCCGUUCUAUCUCACCGGGACAUCGUGUUCCUGCUGUCUUCACCCCGUCCCAGUCUUUGGCCAUCGAGGUUGGGCUACCCAAAUAAUUUGUCUCUUGCUGCAUUUAGCUAAUCCGUCCUUGGAAAUGGCAGCACCAAAGCCCAUUACUCGCCUUAUUUCCCAUGUCAUUCUUGAUUUGGAUGGUACCCUCUUAAACACAGAUUGCAUUGUAAGCCAGGUGCUGAAACCAUUUCUUGUUAAAAAUGGGAAAAAGUGGGAUAGCAAGAAAGCUCACAAAUUUGUUGGAAAGACACCUUAUGAAGCUGCAGCUGUUGUUUUAGAAGAUUACGGACUCCCUUACUCCACCGAAGAGUUCCUCUCCUUGAUUAAUCCAAUGUUCAGCGAGCAAUGGGGCAACAUAAAAGCUCUUCCUGGAGCUAAUCGGUUAAUAAAACAUUUGAAGAGCAGCAGGGUGCCAGCUGCUUUAGCUUCCAACUCUUCAAGAUCAAACAUUGAAUCCAAAAUCUCGUGCCAUCAAGGAUGGAAAGAGUAUUUCUCUGCAAUUGUUGGUGCUGAUGAAGUAGAGUCAGGAAAGCCAUCCCCAGAUAUAUUUCUGGAAGCUGCAAAAAGGAUGAAUGCUGAUCCUUCAAAUUGCCUAGUAAUUGAGGAUUCCGUGCCAGGUGUUACGGCUGGCAAAGCUGCAGGAAUGCAUGUCAUAGCUGUCCCUUCAGUACCCAAAAGGACCGAUGAAUUCAGUUCAGCUGAUGAGAUUAUCAACUCCCUCCUCGACUUAAGGCCUGAAAAAUGGGGUUUGCCACCCUUCAAUGAUUGGAUUGAAGGUACCUUACCAAUAGACCCAUGGUUUAUUGGUGGACCUGUGAUCAAAGGAUUUGGCCGUGGUUCUAAAGUACUAGGAAUACCAACAGCGAACUUGGCUGCAGAAAACUUUUCCGACAUACUGUCGGAUCAUACAUCAGGUGUAUACUUUGGGUGGGCUGGACUUCCGAAGCGAGGCAUAUACAAGAUGGUCAUGAGCAUCGGCUGGAACCCUUAUUUUGAUAACACAGAGAAGACAAUCGAACCAUGGUUGCUUCAUGGUUUUGAUGAGGACUUCUAUGGAGAGGAGCUGCGCCUUGUUAUCGUUGGGUACAUACGACCUGAGGCAAACUUUCCUUCGCUCGAGAGCUUGAUAGAGAGGAUUCAUGAGGACGGGAGAAUUGCAGAGAACGCCCUAGAUUUGCCGGAGUAUGCCAAGUACAAAGAGUCGCCGUAUUUGAGAAACCCGUUGCAACAGGGUGCUGCUACUGGCGGGAACGAGGCGGAGCAAGAGUUUAUAUAAGCGACCCGACGCUUAGAAGCGCUCAGUGAGACGCCACCGCACAUUCUCUACUUCGGAGAUAAAAGACAUUAGCUUCUGAUUCAGAAACGAUGCCACUAUUUUAGGAGUAGCGGGGGUACCACUGCUUAUGGCCGGUUUGGCCACUUGCCCAAACACAAACAGGGAUGUUGAUUGCUCUUCUAUACUGUGUAUACUUGGAUUCCCAUUAUACAAUUUAUACAACGAGAAUUGUGAAGAUGGCAUACUGUGAGUGGAAAGCUUUUACUAGUUA
Messenger RNA from Triticum dicoccoides, 1935 nucleotides. RefSeq names its product bifunctional riboflavin kinase/FMN phosphatase-like. Lineage: Eukaryota; Viridiplantae; Streptophyta; Magnoliopsida; Poales; Poaceae. Gene Ontology annotation, biological process: FMN biosynthetic process; riboflavin biosynthetic process. The transcript is spliced from 11 exons. Gene Ontology annotation, molecular function: riboflavin kinase activity. The record is from RefSeq and is a predicted model, not a curated record. Bases 471 to 1664 code for a protein of 397 amino acids.